Messenger RNA from Megachile rotundata (alfalfa leafcutting bee), 1211 nucleotides. RefSeq names its product NFU1 iron-sulfur cluster scaffold homolog, mitochondrial. Lineage: Eukaryota; Metazoa; Arthropoda; Insecta; Hymenoptera; Megachilidae. Gene Ontology annotation, biological process: iron-sulfur cluster assembly. Gene Ontology annotation, cellular component: mitochondrion. Gene Ontology annotation, molecular function: iron-sulfur cluster binding; iron ion binding. The record is from RefSeq and is a predicted model, not a curated record.
GCCUCUGACGUUUAUUAUUCUAUCUCUGUCUGAUAAGUAGUCAAAAGGAAAAGAUCUUUAUGUUGCGUAUAAAAUAAGCAAGUAAAGGAACAUAAAUGUCCACUUUAAUCACUAUCUUUGACUAAAAACGCUUUCUACAUAUAAUACGUCUAUGGUUUUAAUUAGAUACAUUUGUAUAUGAGGUAUUGUUGCUAUUUUCGCUAGUUUAUUUCAAGGUUAGACCUUCCUCGAAUGAUCCUGCAUAAUGAUAUAUUUACAAUUAUUGCAUAUGUAACUUUGAAGUUAAAUCGAUGCAUAAUUUUGUAAGCAUAAAAAUAAUAAGGGAAUGAUGGAUAAAAUUUUGACCAAUAUGUUAUGCAUAACUCGACGUUUAACAUGUAGAUCCUGUGUAACAUUUCAACCUUUAAAAAAAAUAAACAAUUAUACCUUACGUAUGUAUACAAAUUAUAAUAAUCGCUUGCAAAGACCAUGUUUUUCUACUUCCAUACCAAACUUUAAUGUUAUACAAAAACGUCAAAUGUUUAUUCAAACACAAGAUACACCAAAUCCCAAUAGUUUAAAGUUUAUACCCGGUGUUGAAGUGCUUCAGCCAGGUCAAACUAAAGAUUUUCCGCAUGUUUCUGAUGCAUACUGUUCACCUCUUGCAAAAAUGAUAUUUCGUAUUGAAGGUGUUAAAUCUGUAUUUUUUGGACCUGACUUUAUUACAGUAACAAAAAUAGAUGAAGAUGUUGAAUGGAAAUUAUUGAAACCAGAAAUAUUUGCAGUUAUUAUGGAUUUUUUUGCAUCUGGUUUACCUGUUUUAAAUGAUGACCAGCCUGCAACAAUUGCUCACAGUGAUGAUGACAGCGAAAUAGUACAAAUGAUAAAAGAAUUAUUAGACACGCGCAUACGACCAACGGUACAGGAAGAUGGAGGUGAUAUUGUAUUCAUGGGUUUCGAAGAAGGUAUAGUAAAAUUAAAAAUGCAAGGUUCUUGUACAAGUUGUCCGAGUUCUGUGGUUACUUUAAGAAAUGGAGUCCAAAACAUGAUGCAAUUUUACAUCCCAGAAGUUCUUGGAGUAGUGCAAGUAGAAGAUGAAACUGAUCAAAUAGCUAAGAAAGAAUUUGAAAAAUUUGAAGAAAAAAUUAAAAAGUCUGAAAAUAAUGAAAACAAAUAGAUCUAAUUAUAUAGCAAAAAUCUUUAUGUAAAUAAAUAAAUACAAUUUCACUCUU